AUGGGGAUAAAAUACAAAGUAAACACCGCCUAUCACGCACAAGAAAAUGGGCACGUGGAGAUAUCCAACAGGGAGAUAAAGAGCAUUAUGAAAAAAGUUGUACAUCAAAACAGGAAGGAUUGGAGUAAUCAUCUGGCAGACGCGUUAUGGGCAUACUGGACUGCUUUUAAAACUCAUAUUAGCAUGUCUCCUUUUAGGUUGCUUUAUGGAAAAAGAUGUCAUCUACCAGUAGAGAUCGAACACAAGGCAUACUGGGCAAUCAAGCAAAUAAAUCUCAGUAUGCGCCUGGCUGGAGAGGAACGGAAAUUGCAGAUGAGUGAGUUAGAAGAGCUCCGAUCGGAGUCAUACAACAAUGCUGUCCUCUAUAAGGAGAGAACCAAGAGAAUCCAUGAUGCUAAGAUCAGAAAAAAGAAAUUUUGGGUAGGACAAAAAGUCCUACUGUUCAAUUCACGUUUCAAAAUGAUGGUUGAAAACCUUCGUUCAAAAUGGUCCGGACCAUUCAUGGUAAAGGAGAUUUUUUCGAAUGGAAGUGAUACAUUCAUGGUGAAUGGGCACCGUUCGAGGCCUUACCAAGAGUAUGUUGAGUUUGAGAAAGGAAAGAAGGAGUGCCAUCUCCUUGAUCCUAUUUAUGAAUGA
Molecule: messenger RNA, 636 nt
Organism: Salvia miltiorrhiza (redroot sage)
Lineage: Eukaryota; Viridiplantae; Streptophyta; Magnoliopsida; Lamiales; Lamiaceae
Exons: 1
Coding region: 1-636 (211 amino acids)
Molecular function (GO): nucleic acid binding
Source: RefSeq, a predicted model, not a curated record